GCCGAGGGGCGGCCGCUCCGCCGGGCAGCGCGGGCGGGGGGACAGCGGUGACGGAAGGCAGCAGCUGGGGGACGGCAGCGGCUGGGAGAUUUCCCCCCCCCCCCCCCCCCCCUCCCGCCCCCGCCCCGGCCGGAGGAAGAUGGAGCUGGGUUAGUGAGGGCUUGCGGGAGGAGCAGCGGCGGCAGGCACGUGACACUCCAGAGCUUCAAAAUCAGAAGUAAAAUCAGCUGGACAGUUGUCUCCUGCCUUCCUAAAUAGGUAAACAUACUAAAAACAGAAACAGAGGCUUGUCUACCUCAUUCCUGAAGAAAGUGGGAAUACUGGUGUGGUUGCCUGCAUCAUUUGCUUGACCAAAAUGAGAUAGGGCAUGCAGGAGAGAAAGGAUAUUUUGGCAAGUAGAAGCUACCAUGAUUUCUCAGGGGACACAAUUUUGCUUAUUCAUACCUUCUACUGUGGCAAAAAUGGAUUAUUUUCCUCACCAAAAACCAGCAGCAUAACACCCAUCCAACACUUGCCUCAAGGAAAUCUUAUUUAAAGUCUGUUCAAAUUUAUUUCUCUGUAGCUGUGUUACAAGCAAGAGCCAGUAUCACCUGUUCCUGGUAGGAAACCUCCAUGCUCAUCCUUACCCUUGGCACCUGGCAAAGUUGCAGCUGAGCCUGUGAGGAGGAAUUAACAGGAAAGGUCUAAUUCAUGUUUAAAGAUGGAUGCCUUCUAGCCAACCGGCGAGUCCUGCUGCUGCUGCGUGCCUGGCAGCAUCUCUGGAUGAUCACAUGACUCUUGAUAUGGAUGCAGUCCUGUCAGACUUUGUUCGGUCCACAGGGGCAGAACCAGGUCUGGCAAGAGACUUACUGGAAGGCAAAAACUGGGACCUGACAGCCGCUUUGAGUGACUAUGAGCAGCUCCGGCAGGUGCACACCGCCAACCUGCCGCAGGUGUUUAACGAGGGCAAGCACUGCAAGCAGCCAGAGCCAGAGCAGCCCCCUCAGGUGACAAAGGCCGAGCGGCCCUGCCUGCAGAGGCAGGAUGACAUUGCUCAAGAGAAGCGGCUUUCCAGAGGCAUUUCCCACGCCAGCUCAGCCAUAGUCUCUCUUGCUCGAUCACAUGUAGCAAACGAGUGCAGCAAUGAACAGUUCCCUUUGGAGAUGCCCAUCUACACAUUCCAGCUACCAGACCUUAGCGUGUACAGUGAAGAUUUCAGAAGCUUCAUUGAACGUGACUUAAUUGAGCAGGCUACAAUGGUUGCUUUGGAGCAAGCAGGGCGAUUAAAUUGGUGGUCCACAGUGUGUACAAGCUGCAAACGUCUUCUUCCCUUGGCGACAACAGGUGAUGGAAACUGCCUCUUGCAUGCUGCCUCUUUAGGGAUGUGGGGUUUUCAUGACCGGGACCUUGUUUUACGGAAAGCACUCUACACUAUGAUGAGAAGUGGAGCUGAAAGGGAAGCCCUGAAAAGAAGAUGGAGAUGGCAACAGACCCAGCAAAAUAAGGAGUCAGGUUUAGUGUAUACAGAAGAAGAAUGGGAACGGGAGUGGAAUGAACUGCUUAAGCUGGCAUCAAGUGAACCUCGCACACAUUUCAGCAAAAAUGGAGGCACUGGUGGUGGAGUUGAUAACUCAGAAGAUCCAGUGUAUGAGAGCUUAGAAGAGUUCCACGUUUUUGUCUUAGCCCAUAUUUUAAGAAGACCUAUUGUUGUAGUAGCAGACACAAUGUUACGAGACUCGGGGGGAGAAGCAUUUGCUCCUAUACCAUUUGGAGGAAUUUAUUUGCCACUUGAAGUUCUACCUAACAGAUGUCAUUGCUCACCUCUUGUUCUAGCCUACGAUCAGGCACAUUUCUCUGCUCUUGUUUCCAUGGAACAAAAAGAUCAACAGAGAGAACAAGCGGUGAUCCCCCUGACUGACUCUGAACACAAGCUACUGCCUUUGCACUUUGCGGUCGAUCCUGGGAAAGACUGGGAGUGGGGAAAAGAUGACAAUGAUAACACCAGACUGGCCAAUUUGAUUCUGUCUCUUGAGGCAAAGCUUAAUCUUCUGCACAGCUAUAUGAAUGUAACAUGGAUACGCAUACCAUCUGAGACACGGCAGGCCCCUUUGGCUCAACCAGAAUCCCCUACAGCUUCAGCUGGGGAAGAUGUUCAGUCUCUGGCUGACUCAAUGGACUCAGACCGAGAUUCCAUCUGUAGUAAUUCCAACGGCAAUAAUGGCAAAAACGGUAAAGAAAAAGAAAAGGACAAACAGAGGAAGGAUAAAGACAAAAACAGGACGGAUUCAGUUGCCAAUAAAAUAGGAAGCCUCAGUAAAAGCCUGGGAAUUAAACUGAAAAAGAAUAUGGGUGGUCUUGGAGGCCUGGUGCAUGGCAAAAUGAGCAGGGCAAAUUCAGGGAAUGGGAAAAAUGGUGACACCGUAGAGAAAGUCAAAGAGAAAAAGUCUAAGUCUCGAAAAGGGAGCAAAGAGGAAUCUGGACAGUCUGCAAGCACUUCUCCAUCUGAAAAGACCACUCCAUCUCCUACUGACAGAGCUAGCAACUCACCCAUUGAAAAGAUGAACACUAAAUCUUUCUCCGACAAGCAGUCUGACCCAUGGAAGUACAGCACUGAUGUGAAACUCAGCCUCAAUAUUUUGAGAGCUGCCAUGCAGGGUGAACGGAAGUUUAUUUUUGCUGGCCUUCUUUUGACCAGCCACAGGCAUCAGUUCCACGAGGAGAUGAUAGGUUAUUACCUGACCAGCGCACAGGAGCGUUUCAACGCAGAGCAGGAACAGAAAAGAAAGGAUGCUGAGAAAAAGGCUGCACUGAAUGGGUCAUCUAACAAGAAACUGGAGCCAGAAGCAUAUUCAAAAGAGAAGUUAGAAGCAUCUCCUCAGGAUAGGGCAUCACCCGUCUUGCCUCAAAGCCAUACAACUCAACUGGUUUUAAAAUUUAAAGAUCGCACUAGUCCCACUCCUGGGUCAUUUUCUUCACCUAGUAACGGUGCUAAGAGAAGCGGCCCCAUCCCAGUCUCUGCCCACUAUAGCCAUACACCACCUGUUCAAAGGCAAAGUGUCAUCCAUUUGCAUGAUGUCAACUCCAAGCCAUCGAGCUUCCAAGAUGAUACCUACAAGCCAGUGGUUGGCACCUUAAAAACCUGUGCCACGUACCCCCAGCAGAACAGAUCCCUGUCUUCUCAAAGCUACAGCCCAGCCCGGAUAUCUGGAAUCCGUACGGUGAACACAGUGGAAUCGCUGAGCUAUGCCAUGCCUACUGAACACAAGUCUCAGACGUACACAAAUGGAUUCAAUACCGGCGAUAUUAGAGACUGCUUAGAAUAUGCUGAUGAGGAUGCUCCUCAGACCUGGUUGAACAAUGAUAAAAAUCAAGGCAGAAGCACAGUUUGCCCAAUAUAUCCCAUCCAGCAGAACCGCUGUAAGAAGGAUAACUGUUCCUUUUAUGGUCGUCCUGAGACUGAAAAUUACUGUUCAUACUGCUACAAAGAAGAGUUGAAGCGCAGGGAGAGAGAAAGCAAGGGACACAGGCAUUGAGAAUUCUUCUGUGACUAUUUAGUUUUAUCAUUUUCUUACUUACAAAGUAAACAGUGUUGAAUUGCAGUAAAAGGAAUCCUUACAAAAAGAAUAAAGGAUUGAUGAGUAAAUUAGUGUCUAGCUUUUCGCUUUUCCGGGGCAAUGAGGAAAUAAUAGGAUUAAUUUAUCAUAAAUAUAUAUAUAUAUUAUUUUCCA
Molecule: messenger RNA, 3707 nt
Organism: Oxyura jamaicensis (ruddy duck)
Lineage: Eukaryota; Metazoa; Chordata; Aves; Anseriformes; Anatidae
Gene: OTUD7A
Product: OTU deubiquitinase 7A
Exons: 16
Coding region: 705-3512 (935 amino acids)
Biological process (GO): protein deubiquitination involved in ubiquitin-dependent protein catabolic process; protein K11-linked deubiquitination; protein K48-linked deubiquitination
Cellular component (GO): cytoplasm; nucleus
Molecular function (GO): cysteine-type deubiquitinase activity; DNA binding; K63-linked polyubiquitin modification-dependent protein binding
Source: RefSeq, a predicted model, not a curated record